CGGGCUACAUCUGCUAUUGGCAGUUACGCGUAACUGUCCAUGGCGUCUGCGUCGACGGCGUUGGGAAAGGCCGAGCGCGACGCGUGGAUCCAAUCCAAGCUCGUGGAAAACCGGAAGCUCAAAGAGAAAGAAGAGUGUCGAGUUGCUGAAGAGGCACGUCAAGUGAAGGAGCGGCUGUGGAGUCCGUACAGUCGUGCCGCGAUUUUGCACAACGAGCUCAACAUUGCGUGGAAAGGCGACCUCGACAUAUUCCACUGGGCACGGGUGCUGCCAUUUCGAGAGCUCGUGGCGCUACGCGUGACGGGCCAUGCGCUGGUGGACAUGCCCUCGGAGCUUCCGACGCAAUUGCCAGCGCUACAAGUGCUGUGUUUGAUCUCGAACGCCCUAGAGACGCUGCCCGACAAUGUGAGGCGGUGAUAGUUGCUGUGUACGAACAUUGCAAUUGAAUGCGGUACAUGUGUAGAUAGGGCUGCUCACCCAUCUCGUGGAAAUGGACCUGACGAAAAACAAACUCAAAGUUCUGCCAGACUCGAUCUGCGACAUCAAGACACUCACAUUUCUCAACCUGUCCAACAACCUCUUGGAAGCGUUACCGUCUCGCUUUGGCGACCUCGUCCGCCUGGAAAAGGUGUGGGUAGAAGGCAAUCAACUCACGCAGACCCCGCCUUCAUUUGGCAGACUUCGCUGCCACUGCGCCAACUUGAACGCCAAUCGUUUUCGAGACUGGGCGUUGUUUCGUCCUGAAUUAACCUUGCUCACCACCCUCACCCUCAACCUGAACCACUUGGAGGCGUUUCCUGACUCGCUGUGCACGCUGCCAGCGCUGACGUCACUUUCCGCGUCCAACAACAGCCUCGUGUCGCUCCCAGAGUCGUUUGGCGCCCUCGUCAAGCUGCGGUCGCUGCGCCUGGAUUGGAAUCGUAUCAAAGAGCUACCGUACUCGUUCCGUCACUUGACCGUGCUCGAAGACAUCCAUAUGGAACGGAACCCCAUGACGAUGCCGCCGCUGGAAGUGGUCUACCAAGGCGCGGCCACCGUCGUCACGUACAUGCACCAACGGUACCUGGCGUGGCUGAGACAAGAGCGGCGCAAGGUCGUGGAGCAGCUUCAAGCCGUGCUAGCCGCGUUUCGCGUUGAGCUCGACUUGGCUAUGGAAGGAAACGACCUGCCGACUUGGACGCCGUUCCUCGCCGUGUUUACACCAGACGUCGAGCGCACUGUGCGCGGCACGUCGCUGUCGUUCUACGCUCUCGUCCUUCCAGCGCUCUUAUCGGACCUAUUGCCCUGCCUGCAGCGCCACUGGGCCAACCACCCAGAACACCGCCCGAGCGAAUCGAUCGUCCCUUUCGACUUUUUUGACCUGCCCCACCGAGUGCUUGUCGACGCCGUCACAAACUACGACGACGAGUACUCGAUGGCGCUCGUGGGCGACCAAGUUGCCAAUUUUCGAAGUUGUGCGUGCGUUGAUCCAGAUACAAACACGCGCAAGCCGUGCAAUCGCACGCCCGCACCGUUCCAGUGCGAGCGGUCGGACGCGGCACUCCUUCGUGUGAAAAUGGUCACCAGUCAAGAAUACAAGGACAUGCAGUCCGACUCGUACUUGGUCGCUCGACGCGAGCGGUUGGCCAACGCCAUGCGCGCCAAAUGCGUGGAAUACAUAAACUCGGAACCAGGCAUUGAGUUCUUUGACAAGACAUCGAUCAAGUGCGCCAAGACGUUGCUGGCGACCCGCGCCGCAAAAGAACGAGCCCUGAAGCAAAAAGCCAAACACGACCACGAGGUUGCCACGACCCGCCGCAAAACCAUCCUGAAAAUCCAAGCGCUGCAAACGAAACACUCGAGGCGGUCGAUGGCGCUGGGAAAGACCAUGGGGGGGUUGCAGAAGGAGUUGGAGAUGUUGCAAAUGCAAAUCCGCACGGCGCCGCCUGGACAAGCCAAGGUGCUGCUCGGUCGGAGGGACGAGCUCAUGAAACGCAUCGACCAAGCCCAAGGCGAUUUGCACAAACUGGCGCAGGACCCAGCAAUGCGAAAGCUGCAGCAGAAAAUGCUAGAGUUAGAUGGCAAAGUACUGGCAGACAGUCGCAGCAGCGUCCAGACCAAGAAAGAGCCAUCGAGAAACAGCCAAGGCCAGGAGGAAGCGGAUGACGACAAAGACAAUUCCAGUGACAAUACCAAUGACGACGACAAUAGUGACAACGAAGACAGUGAAGGGGGCGACUCUGCCAGUGACGAAAGCGACGAAAGCGACGACGAGACGUCAAAUGACGACGCCAACUCGCUCAUGGCCGGCUUGGGUGCGAUUCCAGGCUUGGAACCAGUGGUCAACUGGAUCGAUGCUGCCACGGCCAUCAUCGAGCGCAUUUUGGACACUCGCCAACCCCCCAAGAAGCCCCACGCCGAGGAGUUGGCGCAUCUCUUCAAUCAACACCUUCGGGACACGUACACAAAGGAAAAAAUGGCCAAAGUGAAAAACAAGGUGACGACAGAGUUCCACCAAAUGCGCUUUGUUCUGCGGAAAUGGAUGGGCUUUGGGAACCGCGUUGUGUACGUGGCAUGGCGGGAUUACGUCCGGGAGACAGUGGCCAUUCGACGUGCCACGUUACAAAAGCAAAAGCUGGACGAAGAACUCGCCGAGCAAAAUCGCGUGGCCGAAAUCGAGUUGGGCAAACUCGAAGCCACAUAUUGGGACCAAAAAGUCAACCCAUAUACGGACACCGAGUACUACCAGCACCGCACGACUGGAGAACUACGGGACACUCCGCCACCAUACUGGGAAGACAUUUACGAGCCUGCCACGACAACAUCCCCCCCUUUGGCCUUGCCGUUCUUACCGCCAAUUAAAUAACGCACUCAUAUUGUCAUAUCAUUCUCGGCAGGAUUGAAUGUCGUUAGUGAAUGGAUUCAAGAACCGCCUAAGCCAAUCAAAUCAC
Aphanomyces astaci is the source of this 2930-nucleotide messenger RNA. RefSeq lists its product as hypothetical. The coding region runs from base 491 to 2845 and encodes 784 amino acids. Gene Ontology annotation, molecular function: protein binding. The transcript has 15 exons. Lineage: Eukaryota; Oomycota; Saprolegniomycetes; Saprolegniales; Verrucalvaceae. The record is from RefSeq and is a predicted model, not a curated record.